Molecule: messenger RNA, 1728 nt
Organism: Macrosiphum euphorbiae (potato aphid)
Lineage: Eukaryota; Metazoa; Arthropoda; Insecta; Hemiptera; Aphididae
Source: the annotation of a GenBank genome assembly
AUGCACGCCGCACCUGAUUCGCCCGUCACCGGGCCGUCAGAACCACUGGGGAUCACGUCCCCCCUGAGGAUGGACGACGGGUGGCACGACGACGACGAUGACGACGAGUUGGCUGGCAGGCCAAAACGUCGGACCUGUGCCGAAGCGCUGACGAUGAACUUGGAGACUCUGAUGGUGAAGUAUUGUCCAGUUUGCCCAUCUAUAACCAGCAGCAACAAAUUGAGCAGACACAUACUCAACAAACAUCCAGAGUCUCCGAGGAAGCCGAAGAAGGUCCACUUGAAAUCCAUAGUUCAAAAAAUCACGGCUGCGUCGAGAAAAUUGUAUUCGGUCGUCCCGAUGUCGGCCAUCAAGCAGACGCUCGGGGCGUAUUGGGAUGACAGAAACUACCGGAGCAUCGCCCACAAACUCACGGUCAUGUUAAGGAUGAAGGUGUAUGGCGGGUCGUGGGACCUUCCCGGCGUCACAGUAGCACCACAUCCUUUCGCGGACGACCUCGUCCAAGUGGAAGACGAUGCUCCCGAAGCGUUCUUCCCGACGCUCCCGAUGUCGGACUAUAGAUGGCCAGCCAAUUCGGCGCCCAAAGCUCCGCACGCCUUGAUGGGAAUGUCCUCCGCUCCCGCAGCCGCCUCUGCCUCCCUCUCCGCCGCCACCGCCCUCGCCUCCACCUCUGCCACCCCCGACACCAUUCAGGCCACCCCCAAGCUUCCAACCGUCAGAAAGGCCGUCCAAGAAUCGGGGCUUAAUAGACAGCUUCCACGGAAUCACACUCUAAUCCUAAUGUUUAUGAACACGCUGUCAUUGAGCCACGGUGAAGAGUCUUCGGCGGCUGACAAUUACAUUGCGAAUAUUUCGAGGGUGUUGAUGUACGUCCAUCAACAUCUGGUGGACACAAAGUUCCCUCCGAGGCAUUGGUCGGACUUGGUGUCCACAGAUGUUCAACCAUAUAUGGAGUAUAUAAGGAGGCGGGAAGAGUUAGGCCAGACCAAUCCCACAACUAUAAAUUACUUGAAAAACAUCAGGCUGCUGUUUUCGUAUGUCAUCCGUGCAUACGUAUACGAGGACCCCAGCUUCCCAGUCAGUUUUGAUCAAUCCCCGUGUUCGGAAACGAUCACGCGGAUCAAACUGCUGGACCAGAAGCUGGAGCUCGUAUAUAAACGCACAACGAAGCAGCAGCCUCAAGAGCUCUUCAGCCGGAAGACGCAAGAGGCGAGGACUAUGCCCCAAUACUCUGACGUAGUCAAGUGCAUCGGGCAAAUUGCCCAGGCGUUGCAGCACUCUGAUCGGACUGCCGGACAGUAUUACCGGCUGCCAGACGCGAAAGAAGCCCUGAGACGGAACAACAAUAUACAGGUGGUAGACUACACCGCAAUGGUAAAGAGCUAUGUCGACAAAAAUUUCGAAGACAUGUUCCCGCUUCAGACCUACGCUAAAUUCAACUGUGAUGACUGGUUAACGAGAAUAAGAGAGUCUGACGUCUGCAGGGAAUACCCCUCUGCGAAGAUAGACUCCCAUUACGUCAACCAGCUCGGGGAGAGGUUUGACUUUGCGGUGCUCCAGGGGCGAUGUGACAUCCUGUUGCAGGAGGUUAUCCGGGCAGGGUACAAUAAAAACAACAUUUCCGAACACGCAAUUAUCGACGUAGCCAAGCAGCGGAAAAUAGGAUAUUUUCUGAGGGACGUGAGGUGCCGUAAAAAGAUCGUCGCGAAAAUAAAAGCGGCAGUGUAA